This is a messenger RNA of Mobula hypostoma (lesser devil ray), 3658 nucleotides long. It is a transcript of the gene ren, whose product is annotated as renin. Gene Ontology annotation, biological process: angiotensin maturation. The transcript has 9 exons. The record is from RefSeq and is a predicted model, not a curated record. Gene Ontology annotation, molecular function: aspartic-type endopeptidase activity. NCBI's taxonomy places the organism in Eukaryota, Metazoa, Chordata, Chondrichthyes, Myliobatiformes, Myliobatidae. The coding region runs from base 30 to 1202 and encodes 390 amino acids.
AGACGGCAGCUUGCAGUGUGAACUUUGCAAUGAAGUCACUGUUGGUUCUCUGUGGCCUUUACAUGUCGGUAACAUUUGCGUUGAUAAGGAUUCCUCUCCAUAAAAUGCCAUCUAUCCGCCAAUCACUGCGCCAGCUGGGACUGAAACCAUCUGCCAUCUUGAGGGAAGCCAAUAAGACCUUUGAACGUAUUCAGAAUGGCACAGCGCCAACGAUCCUCACCAACUAUAUGGAUACCCAGUACUUUGGGGAGAUCAGCAUCGGGACCCCACCACAGACUUUCAAAGUCAUCUUCGACACAGGAUCGGCCAACCUCUGGAUACCUUCCUCAAACUGCUCACCCCUCUUCGCGGCCUGUUUUUCCCAUAACAGAUAUGACUCAUCUAGAUCAACAACAUACGAAGCCAAUGGAAAAGUAUUUGCUAUUCAUUAUGGGUCUGGUAAUGUCAAAGGAGUCCUCAGUCAAGAUAUUGUAAUGGUGGCCAAUAUCCCAGUUAUCCAGCUUUUUGCCGAGGCCACCUCGUUGCCUGCGAUACCUUUCAUCUUCGCCAAGUUUGAUGGUGUCCUGGGGCUGGGAUUCAGGACCAUUGCCAUCGAUGACAUCAAACCAGUGUUUGAAAGAAUCCUGGACCAACAUGUCCUCAGUGAAGACGUCUUCUCUGUUUAUUACAACAGAGAUUCCCACGAGACUCCAGGCGGCGAGGUUAUCCUGGGGGGCACUGACCCUUCCUAUUACACUGGAGAGUUCCACUAUCAGGAGCUGAUCAAGGCAGGUCACUGGCAAAUCAGGAUUAAAGGAAUUUCCAUCGAUGGGGAGCUAACACUGUGCAGUGAAGGGUGUGUGGCCGUUGUCGACACUGGUUCCUCCUACAUCACUGGGCCGGCAGCUUCUGUCUCAACCCUAAUCAAUGCCAUUGGGGCCACGUCAUUGGCAGAGGGAGAGUACAUUGUGAACUGUGACCAGAUCCAAAUCUUGCCUCAUAUUUCUUUUAACCUGGGAGGAAAGAAUUUCCUGAUGAAGGGUGAAGACUAUAUUGUGAAGGAAUCAGAGUUUGGAGAGGAGGUGUGCACCGUUACCUUCAGUGGCCUUGACCUUCCCCCGCCCAGGGGCCCGCUGUGGAUCCUGGGUGCCAGUUUCAUCGGACGAUAUUACACUGAGUUUGAUUACAAGAACAAUAGGAUAGGCUUCGCCAGAGCGAUUUAAACCAGUCUAGAAUGGGAUUGCUUGGGCUAGACUUUCCUUGGGAAAACUUGGCGCAUACUCCAAGGACAGUGAGAAAUAAUUAUUUUCUUCCAUUUUGGGCCAGCUUUCAUAUCCAGUGUUGCCAACACCAUUUAGAAUUGGGGGGGGGGGAGCAGGCACUUUUCAAAGCUUCGUUCCUUCCGCUCUCCAUGCACAACCUUCCCCAUUCACUCAGGCUCCGUAGGAAUAAGAAGAGCCAGCUCCCGAAUACAAUCUGCUCAUGGAUGAUCACUAAUCUAACCCCACGAGUCCAUUUAUUGCCACAGACAUGGCCUCUGUGACAUUACUGAGGCCAGGCGCAAUCUAGGUGACCGGUUUGCCAACCAGUUAGGCUCCAUCUGCCAUGGCCUUAUGGAGAUCCCAGUUUAUAUCAGUUUCUUUCUCCUUGCUAUUCCCACAUGGACCAGUAUGUCCUUGGCCUCCUCUGCUGCCAGGGUGGGGCUAAGGGCAAACUGGAUCAACCGAACCUCAUAUUCCACUUGAGUAGUCUACAAUACCAUGGCAUGAAGAUUGAAUUUUUCAACUUCAGCCAAAUUGCUUCUCUUCUGUCCCCUUUCUCUCUCCUUCUGAUCCACCCAGUUCUUACUGAAGAUACAGAUUAACUCUACUUAUCACAUGUGCACCAAAGCAUCGAAACACAGUGAAAUGUGGCGUUUUACAUCAAUGACCAAAACAGUCUGAAGAUUUGCUUGGAGCAGCCUGCAAGUGUCACUACGCUUGCAUCGCCAACAGAGCAUGUUCACAAUUUACUAACCCCGACCCUAACCCCUACGUUCUUUGGAAUGUGGGAGGGAGCUGGAGCACCCACAGGAAACCCAGGUGGUUUUUGGAAGAACGUACAAACUCCUUACAGACAGUGUCAGGGAAUUGAACCCUGAACUAUGGUCGUUGGCGCUGUAAAGUGUUAUGCUGCCAUGCCACCCCAACCCCUGUCACUACUAGGCACUACCUUCACCCAGGCUCCUAUCACCCUAUCUCUUUCCCCUCCUCCACCCAUUCCAUCGAAGUAUCACCCCGAACCUCUUCCAUUCAUUCCUGCCACCAAUCUUCCCACCUCUCUUAUUUAAUUCCACCUUCCUCCACUAUCAGAUGCCAUGAUCUGCAACCCCAUGGCAUCUCCCAAUAUGACCUCCCAGCCUCCGUCCAAUAUGACCAACCCUUCCUCCAGCUAGCCACCAGCCUUCUUCACUUGGAUCCCUCUAUCACUUAGUCACUGUGGCCUUUCCCCUUCCCCUCAACUCUCUGCACUGUCUUUCUCCCCCCUAUCCUUCCAGGUGAGAAGUCCUGACCUGAAACUUGGAUUGUCCUUUUCCUAGACGUUGCUUGAAUCGCACAGACCCCCCCCCCCCCCAGCAUCUUGUUUAUCACUGCAGAUUCCAGCAUCUGCACACUCCUGUGUCCCCAGUUAUAUGUCGUGGAUCUGGAGGUAAACAGUUGAACUUGGUUACCUGUGCCAAAUGCACACUGGGUGGCUACUGAGUCGUGCUGCUUCUAUGAGAUUCGGCUUCAUGGAAGAAUGAGUCACAGAAACAGGGUACAAUCUACAGACACUAAAGGCUCAUCCAUUUAACAUGGGCAAUAAAGGACUCAUUCCACUGAAUAUUCCUUGCUGGAAAUAACUAACAGUCUCAAGUUGCAAGACUAGUUGAGUGAGCGCUAUUGUUCUGGCGGGAGAAGUGUUCCAUACCAUCAUGGAGCAGCACAGUGGAGUAGUUAAUGUAACACUAUUACAGCGCCAGUCCGCUGCUGUCUGUAAGGAGUUUGUACUUUCUCCCUGUAACCUUGUGGACUUCCUCUGGGUGCUCUGGUUUCCUCCCAUGUUCCAAAGAUGCAUGAAUUAGCAGGUUAACGGUCACAUGGGUGUAAGUGGCCCCUGCGGGCCUGUUGGGCAAGAAGUGCCUGUAACCAUGCUGUAUCUCUAAAUAAAAAAUAAAUAAUGUACUGCACAGGAGUACUACAUUAUGGAUGGAGGCCACUCUGCCCAUCAAAUCCAUUCUAGCUCUAUGCAAGAGCAAUCCAGUUAGUUCCUUUCCCCUGCCACAGUACAUCGAACAAUACAGCACAGGAAUAGGCCUCUUUAAACCAUGAUAUCUGCACUGAACACAAUGUCAAAUUAAACAAUAUCUCUUCCAUCUGCAUAGGCACCUCCUUGCCUCCUUACCAAUUCCUUAUUGAAAUUCAUGAUUGAAUCUGCCCGUUAUUCCCCUCCUCUUUGCAUUCACAUUCUAACUAUGACUGCAUAUAAAAUAUCUCACAUUUGUUCUUUAGUUCUUCACAUUUAUCUUAUGUUGUCCAUCCCUUGAUGUUCUGCCAAAGGCACCGUUUCUAUCAAUCUGCUAGUCUGAAACCUCCCUUCAUGAUUUCAAAUGCCUCCAUCAGAUAUCUUCACAAACUCCCCAGACUGAAGAGAAAUAUUA